GUUAUGAAGAAAAUUAAUCAAUAAAUGCAAAAAAUUGCAGGUCGCAAUAGCUUUUAAGAAUCUCCUCAACGAAUGGAAAAGAAAACUUUAAAAAACUCAACUAAAGCAAUUAAAACAGAAAGGCCUUAAUAAAAAGGAAAAACAAAAUUAUAUGACUAUUUUAAGAAAGAAAGGAAUUCAUUAGCUUAAGCUGUAAAUAACAUUCGAGCUAAAUUGAAAGGGAGUAAAAGUAUUGAUAAUGUUUUUCUUUAAACAUAAAAAAGUGAAAGGGCAAAAACAUCAUAGCCAAAUGUAAAUCAUUUAGUAUAUAGAGUAGCAAAUUGAAUAGAGAGUAUAAACAGAUGAAGGAAACAGUUCUAAAAGAUUCAAUUUAAAAACUAAAAAUUUAUCAUUAGCAGCUGUUUCACUUGAAGUAUGAAUUAAAAAAAUAUAUUUUAGAAAAAAGAAAUUUCAAAAUAAGCAUCAACUACUAAGCAAUCUUAUAAUUAAUCUCCUUCUAGUUAAUCAAAACCAAUUUUAACUAAGUCUAAGUCAAAAGAUAAAUAUUUAUUUGAUAUGGUAAUUUUUAUUAUAUAUUUAAUAGUUAAAAAAUGCUCAAAUGAUAUCAAAUCAAUAUUAACAAUACUUUAAUUUGAAGUAAAAUAAGUAAUCUAUAUAAUCAGAUACUUCAACAAAUCAUAGAUAAUCUAUAGAUGAUAUGAUAAUAAGUUAAAAAUCAACAAAAGGAUCGCCUCAGCCUUACUCUUCAAAAUUAUUUAAAAAAAGAGAAAGUGACUCCAAAUCUCUUAAUUAAGGUUAUUCUAAAACAGAAUAAACUCCUUUAAUUAAAUAAUAAUCGAGAACUAAAAUAGAGGAAUAACUACAAUAUGAUCCUAAAAAAAAACUUCAAAUUAUUCUAUUUUAUAAAUAAACAAAGUAAAUUUUAUUUUAAAAUCUUAGAUAUUACUAUUUAUAUGAUUAUAUAAAUAAAAAAACAGAUAAUUUGUAUAACUUUCUUAUUGAAUAAAUUGCGAGUAUAGAGAUUACAUCAGCAAAAGUAGAAGGAGGUGGCACAGGUUCUACAGAAGAUUAACACAUAUAAGAUGGUAAAUGAAUGAUUAAUUUAGAAUUGGAUAAGAUUUGCCAAUUUAUAACAGUAACUAAAAAUAUUCCAUAUGAUUAUUAUCUUUCGCUGCCAGAUUUACCCUUAAAUAUAUUUUAAGGCAUAAUUCUCUAAUUGUAACCAUAGUAUGCAUAACCUUAAGCUACAAAGAGAGUUGGUUUAAAAGAUUUUAAUUUAAUAAAAUGUAUAGGAGUAGGAGGUUUUUCAAGAGUUUAUUUGGUGAAAAAAAAAGAUAAUGGUUAAUUUUAUGCAUUAAAAUUAAUUGAUAAAAAAUUUAUAUUUGAUAAUUCAAAAGAAGUGAUUGUUUAAAAUGAGAGGGACAUAAUGGUAAAAAUGGAAAAUUAAUAUAUAACAAAAUUACAUUAUGCAUUUGAAACAAGAUUUUAUAUUGCUUUUGUUUUAGAAUAUUGUGCAGGUGGAGAGUUAUUUUACCAUUUGAGAAGAUUAAAACGAUUUAAUGAAAAAGAAGCAAAAUAUUAUUUUGUUGAAGUAUGUAUAGGUAUGGCUUAUUUACAUUCAUAACAAAUUGUAUAUAGAGAUAUUAAACCUGAAAAUAUAUUAUUAGAUUUAUAAGGUCAUAUGAUGUUAAGUGAUUUUGGAUUAUCAAAACCAAAUAUGGAAGAGGGAGAAUUAGCUUAUUCCUUUUGUGGAUCUCCUGAGUAUAUGGCACCAGAAAUGUUAAUGAAAUGUGGACAUAGUUAUUUAGUAGAUUGCUAUUGUCUUGGAGCUCUUCUUUAUGAAUUAGUUUCAGGAUUACCUCCAUUUUAUUCUCAUAACACUGAAGAAAUUUAUAAUUCAAUAUUAACUGAAAAAGUUUAAUUUCCAGACUAUGUAUAGAUCUCGGAUCAACUAAAAGAUUUAAUAAUUAAACUUCUUUAAAAGGAUCCUGAUAAAAGAUUAGGAUAAAAUGGGGGUAUUGUUGAAAUUUUAACUCAUGCCUGGUUUCAUGAUGUUGACUUUGAAGGAAUUGUAAAUUAAACUCUUCUACCUCCUUAUAAACCAGAACCUUUGAAAUAUAAUUUUGAUGAAGAAGAAUUUAACAAAGGAGAUGCUGAAUUCAGAAAAUAAUACACAUAAAAUCUUUAAUAUGAAUAUUAAGUAUAUACAAACCUUUAUUAAAUUUAUUAGAAUGUAGAUAAUGCAAAUUACAAAUUGGAAAAUUUUUAUUAUGCGCGGCCAUAAUUAGAAUUUGCAAAUAGAACAAAUUAAAUUAAUACAAGUAAAAUAGUUUCAGAAAUUGUGUAAACGGAACCAUUAUCUGUAAAAUAAUAAACGAUAUCUAAAUUAAAGGUAAAAUAUAAUUAAAAAAAUAUUUAGAAUUCCCCUUAAGAAAGUAAGAAAGCCUUAAGAUCAAAUAUUAAGAGUGAAGCUCAUGAUUAUUUUAAAAAGCAUAAUCUUUUGGCGAAAUCUUCGUAGAUUCUUUAAUAAUCCUUAAAAAUUGGUCAUGCUUAUUCAAAAACCUUAUAAUAGCAAUCAAUGUCUAUUCAAGAUUUGAAAGUAAAAAGAAUAAAUAAUUUAGAAAUUAAAAUUAUUGUUUGAUCAGUCAAAAUAAUUAUUAAGCUCUGAUAGAUUGACAACAGUUCCUGAUUAAAAUAAUAAAAAUGUAAUAGAAAGAGUAAAAACAGAAUAAUUUGGUAAUUUGCCUUCUCCAAAAACAACAUCAAAUAAUACUGCAAAUAAAUUAGCAAAGUUUUCUUAAUUAUUUGGAUCAGAAAAGAGAAAAAAAUGA
This is a messenger RNA of Paramecium sonneborni, 2831 nucleotides long. The record is from the annotation of a GenBank genome assembly. Lineage: Eukaryota; Ciliophora; Oligohymenophorea; Peniculida; Parameciidae.